Messenger RNA from Linum tenue, 858 nucleotides. NCBI's taxonomy places the organism in Eukaryota, Viridiplantae, Streptophyta, Magnoliopsida, Malpighiales, Linaceae. The record is from the annotation of a GenBank genome assembly.
AUGCUCUCCAUUGUUCCCACUCUGUCCUUCUCAAACUGCCCUCCCAAGUUGCACAAAUUCACCAAACUGCCACCUUUCUGUACCUCUUUGAAGCUCUCCACCGACCCAUUAGAGCUCAGAAGUUUAUCAGCAUCUUCAUCGUUGUCGUCAUCAAUGGAGUCUCCCCCUGAAGGUUACAGAAGAAACGUGGGUAUUUGUCUCAUCAACCCAUCUAAGAAGGUAUGGUGUUUCUCCUCUUUAGUUUCCCAUCGAGAACUAGAGGCCGCAUUGGAAUCGUCGUUUGCCAAUCCUGAAAUUGCAAAUUGUGUAGAUAUUUGCCGCUUCAAGACUGGACAUACCGGAUUCAUGGCAGAUGCCACAGCAAUCAUUGGUUUUCCCAAUCAUAAUAGAAGAACCUGCAUCUCAUUGAAGGUGAGACUGAGCUCUCAUUGCUCCAUGGAUUGGAUCGGAUUCUGUCGUGCUGUUCUUAACAACUACUUGUGGCAGGGUGGCAUUGACGAGAGCGAAGACCCAAAAGCUGCUGCUCUCCGGGAACUAAAAGAAGAGACUGGAGUCAGCUCUGCAGAGAUCCUUGCAGAGGCACCCUUUUGGUUGACAUACGACUUCCCGCCACAAGUCAGGGAAAAGCUUAAACAACAAUGGGGAACUGACUGCAAAGGUCAAGCACAAAAGUGGUUUCUGCUCAAGUUCACUGGGAAGGAAGAGGAGGAGAUCAAUCUGUUGGGCGAUGGCAGUGAGAAACCCGAGUUUGGGGAAUGGUCGUGGAUGUCAGCCGACAAAGUAAUCGAUCGUGCGGUAGAUUUCAAGAAGCCAGUCUACAAGGAAGUGUUCUCAGCCUUCCACCCUCACCUUCAGUAA